This is a messenger RNA of Triticum aestivum (bread wheat), 1107 nucleotides long. RefSeq lists its product as uncharacterized. The record is from RefSeq and is a predicted model, not a curated record. Lineage: Eukaryota; Viridiplantae; Streptophyta; Magnoliopsida; Poales; Poaceae. The transcript is spliced from 3 exons. The coding region runs from base 316 to 963 and encodes 215 amino acids.
UUUCCCUCUCUUCUUUUCCCUUACCAUCCGGUGCUCAUCAAUCUGCAAUGCUCUGUUCAAUCAUUUUUAGGCCUUUUCAGCCUUCUUUUUCCUUUGGGUGGUGACUUGCUUCAGAAUACAGUUACUCCAGCAGAGAGCUUCUCCUGUCAUGCACACUGUUGUUCUUCCCCUCCUUUAUUUCCUUUCCACCCUCUGAAUCUAGUGCCCGAUUCUCGUUCCCACUUCGAAAGCUCCAAUUGUGUGCCUGCAUUGUAGUACGAGAGAUCAGCUCGUCUGGGGAAGAGGAAGAAACAGAGCAAGAAAGAGAUCGCCACAAUGCCGAUGGAGCAGGCCUUCAUGCACUGCGACAAGGACACCCUCAAGAUGGCCAUGCUCAAGCAUGAAGAGACCUUCAGGCAGCAGGUUCACGAUCUCCAUCGCCUGUACAGAAUUCAGAAGCUUCUGAUGCGGGACCUCAAGAGGGAGAUCAAGAGCCAGCAGAGCGACCUGUCCGCCUCCCCCAACGGCUCCCCGGGCGCCGAGUACGACCACCGCCGCAGGGCGAGCGCGCUCGACGCGUCCUCCUACGAGCAGCACUGGCAGUACGGCGCCACCCGCCGCGGCAGCCACGCGGCGGCGACUCCGCGCGCCGCGCAGCUGAGCCCGGAGGCGACCGACGACGAGGAGGCGGAGCUGGAGCUCACGCUCGCCGUGGGCAGCGGCGGCAAGAAGCGGUACAGCGACGGGCACUGCUCCCCCGGGGAGAGCUUCUCGUCGUCCACGACGGAGUCGGACACGCUCACGGGCGGCCAGGAGUGGCAGCAGGCGCAGGCGCAGCACCAGCUGGUCGGCACUGGCGCAGGCGCGGGCUCGCCGUACCACAAGCGGAGGCCGGCAGGGUUCGGCGCGGAGCAGGCGGUGGACGGCGGGGUGCAGCAGCCUUCUCCGCUGCUGUUCCACUGGCUCAGCCUACGGAUGGCGUGAAGCUAGCCAUGGAAUGGAAGGAAACCGACUGGCGUAGCUAGUGGCAGUCAGUUUGACUCCCUGUUUGUUGAGCUGUAGUAGGAGUAUUGCUAUGUUUCUGUGCUUCCAUCUUAGUCAUGGAUCAACCUAUCCAAAAAAAUAAUU